Molecule: messenger RNA, 2555 nt
Organism: Marmota monax (woodchuck)
Lineage: Eukaryota; Metazoa; Chordata; Mammalia; Rodentia; Sciuridae
Gene: Brcc3
Product: BRCA1/BRCA2-containing complex subunit 3
Exons: 12
Coding region: 144-1097 (317 amino acids)
Biological process (GO): double-strand break repair
Cellular component (GO): BRISC complex; BRCA1-A complex
Molecular function (GO): metallopeptidase activity; polyubiquitin modification-dependent protein binding; cysteine-type deubiquitinase activity
Source: RefSeq, a predicted model, not a curated record
AGCUCCGCCCCCGCGGAACCCGAGCGCGGAAGGCCAGGCCUGGGAGGAGCUCAGAGCGCCGGUUGCUGGAGAAGCUGAGCUGGAGCACCCGGUUGGUCAGGCCAGAGUGGGCCCGAGGCGGACGUGAACAGGGUCGGAUCAAGAUGGCGGUGCAGGUGGUACAGGCGGUGCAGGCGGUUCAUCUCGAGUCUGAUGCUUUCCUAGUUUGUCUCAACCACGCUCUGAGCACAGAAAAGGAGGAGGUGAUGGGACUGUGUAUAGGGGAGUUGAAUGAUGACACAAGUAGGAGUGACUCCAAAUUUGCAUAUACCGGAACUGAAAUGCGCACAGUUGCUGAAAAGGUUGACACCGUCAGAAUUGUUCAUAUUCAUUCUGUCAUCAUCUUGCGACGUUCUGAUAAGAGGAAGGACCGAGUAGAAAUUUCUCCAGAGCAGCUAUCUGCGGCCUCAACAGAGGCAGAGAGGUUGGCUGAAUUAACAGGUCGCCCCAUGAGAGUUGUGGGCUGGUAUCAUUCCCAUCCUCAUAUAACUGUCUGGCCUUCACAUGUUGAUGUUCGCACUCAAGCCAUGUACCAGAUGAUGGAUCAAGGUUUUGUAGGACUUAUUUUUUCCUGUUUCAUAGAGGAUAAAAACACAAAGACUGGUCGGGUACUCUACACUUGCUUCCAAUCCAUACAGGCCCAAAAGAGCUCAGAGUCCCCUCAUGGUCCACAAGACUUCUGGAGCUCCAGCCAGCACAUCUCCAUUGAGGGCCAGAAGGAAGAGGAAAGGUAUGAGAGAAUUGAAAUUCCAAUCCAUAUUGUACCCCAUGUCACCAUUGGAAAAGUAUGCCUUGAAUCAGCAGUGGAGCUGCCCAAGAUCCUUUGUCAGGAGGAACAGGAUGCAUAUAGGAGGAUUCACAGCCUUACACAUCUGGACUCAGUAACCAAGAUCCAUAAUGGUUCAGUGUUCACCAAGAAUCUGUGCAGUCAGAUGUCAGCAGUCAGCGGGCCUCUCCUACAGUGGUUGGAGGAUAGAUUGGAGCAAAACCAACAGCAUUUGCAGGAGUUACAACAAGAAAAAGAAGAACUUAUGCAAGAACUUUACUCCCUAGAAUAAAGGAGGAGACAAAUGGGGACAGAAGAAAAUAUCCAGUAUAAAAUUAAUCAAGCUAAAUCAAUUUUGAUGAAGAAAAAGUUGGAGGACUCACAUUACCUGACUGAAAGCUACAGUAAUCAAGAUGUUAAAGUGUUGCCAGAGGGAUAAACACAUAAAACAAUGGAACAGAAGAGAACCUAGAAAUAGACCCAUACGAAUAUUCGAAUAUGCCAAACUAAUCUGACAAACAUAACAAAGACAAUUCAAUGAAGAAAUCAAGCUGAAGCAAUUGAAUACACAUUUUUUUUUUAAAAAAAAGAACCUCAACCUAAACCUCACUAAAAAUUUCUAUAAAAGUUACCUCAAAAUGUAUCAUGGAUUUAAAUAUAAUAUGUAAAGCUACAACAUUAGUAAAAAAAAAAAAAAAAAGGAGAACAAUCUUCAGGAGAAAAGUUGAAGAACUUCACUUCAAAAGCACAAUACAUAAUAGAAGACGUUUCUAUAUUUAGCCUCAUCAAAAUUAAAAAGUUUGAUUCUGUAAGAAAUUUUUUAAGAAUAAAAUACAAGCUACAGAUUGAGAGAAAUUAUUUGCAAACCAUAGAAUAUCUGAUCAAUUUGGAGUAUUGCGCUCAAAACUCAACAGUAAAAAAACAGUCCAAUUAGAAAAUGAGCAAAAGAUAUGAAUAUACAUUCAUCAAAGAGGGUAUAUGGAUGGCAAGUAAUCACAUGAAAAGAUGUUGAACUUCAUAAGUCAUCAAUGAAUGCAAAUUAUAACCACAAUGAUAUAUGACUUACACCACUUUUUAGAAUGGUUAAAGAGAAAAUGGUUUUGAGGAUACAAACUAUACUUCUCAUAUAUUCAUGAUAGGAAUAUAAAAUGGUACACCCACUCUGGAAAAGAGAUUGGAAAUUUCUUUUGAAGUUAAACAUAUAUCAACAUACAAACCAGCAAUUGCCUUCCUGGAUAUUUAUCCCAGAGAAAUGAAAACCUAUGUUGGCACAGAAGCUCAUACAAUAAUUUUCAUAGCAACUGUAUUAAUAAUAUACCCAAACUGAAAACAACUCCGAUGUCCUGCAAUGGGUAAAUGGUUAAACAAAUUGUCCAUAUCAUGGAAUACUGCUCUGUAAUGAAAUUAACAAUAACGUAAAUGGACCUCAGGGGUAUUAUGUGUGGUGAAUGACAAAAAAAAAAAAAGAAUCUUGAAAGUUCACAUACUGUACAAUAGUGUUCAUAUAACAUUUUUGAAAUAACAAAAUUAUAGAAUGAAUAGAUUAAUGGUUGCCAGGGACUAAUUGGGGUGUGGCAUAUGCAUGAUUAUACAAGGAGUUCCUGUGUGCUGAUGGAAUAGUUUUGUAUCUCGAUUAUGCUAUUGAGUACAUAAAUCUAUACCUGUGCUAAAAUACAUAGACUUAUACAGAUAUGAAUGCAUGUAAAAUCUCUUAAACUUAAUAAAUUCUGUAGUCUGUUUAGCAAUAUUA